Messenger RNA from Labrus mixtus (cuckoo wrasse), 3319 nucleotides. RefSeq names its product long-chain-fatty-acid--CoA ligase 1-like. The record is from RefSeq and is a predicted model, not a curated record. Gene Ontology annotation, biological process: long-chain fatty-acyl-CoA biosynthetic process; long-chain fatty acid metabolic process; very long-chain fatty acid metabolic process. Lineage: Eukaryota; Metazoa; Chordata; Actinopteri; Labriformes; Labridae. Gene Ontology annotation, cellular component: membrane; endoplasmic reticulum. The transcript has 21 exons. The coding region runs from base 265 to 2361 and encodes 698 amino acids. Gene Ontology annotation, molecular function: arachidonate-CoA ligase activity.
CUCCCCAGGGUCACGUUCGUCAGAUGAAUAGCUGAAAGAGAAACGCAAGAAGUGUCUCACCUGUCUGCUGCUUGUUACAGGUCCCCUCCUGGCCAGCCUCCGUCCACACACUCCAUCCUUUAACACACACUAACACUGCUGCCACCAUUGUCAGAAACACCCUACCGGCGCCAUUCCAGCACAAAGUUACCACUCCAUCCUCACACACAAACCAGUGUGCUCUCCACAAACACACACUCGCCCUUUGACCUCAUCAGGAGCAAUAUGCUGAGCCAGGAGUUCCUGCAGAGGCUGAGGUUGCCAGACCUGGAGGAUGUCAGCCAGUACAUCAGCAGUGUCUCCGCCCCCAUGUUAGUCAGCAUGGGGGCAGUGGCAGCUGCAACAACCUACUACCUGGCCACACGACCCAAGCCCCUCCCACCAAUCUGUGACCUCAGCAUGCAGUCAGUCGAGAUUCCAGAUGGAGAGUUUGCACGCCGGUCGGUUCUGAUGAACGGAGACUCUCUCUUGACACAUUACUACGAUGAUGCCAGAACCAUGUAUGAGUUUUUCCUCAGAGGGGCCCGAGUAUCAAAUAACGGCCCCUGUUUGGGCUCCAGGAAACCAAAGAAGGCCUAUGAGUGGAUGUCCUACAGCCAGGUAAGGGAGCGAACAGAGAAUCUGGGUUCAGCAUUUCUUCACAAAGGACACUCCAAGACCACCGACUCCAAUGUUGGCAUCUUCUCUCAGAACAGACCUGAGUGGACCAUCAGCGAGCUGGCUUGUUACACCUAUUCUCUGGUGUCGGUCCCUCUGUAUGACACACUGGGGAUAGAAGCCAUCACCUACAUUAUAGACAAAGCUUCCAUCUCCACUGUUGUGUGUGACGUGGUGGAUAAAGUGAACCUGGUACUGGACUGUGUGAAGGACAGGGAACACUCUGUGAAAACCAUUGUGCUGAUGGAGACGCCCAGUGCGGACCUGGUCAGCAGGGGGCAACAGUCUGGGAUCCACAUCCUCAGCAUGCAGGAGAUGGAGGCUAUCGGGAAGGAAAACCAUCGCCAACCAGUGCCUCCAAGACCAGAGGACAUGGCUGUCAUCUGCUUUACCAGCGGAACAACAGGAAACCCAAAGGGGGCGAUGUUGACUCAUGGGAAUAUAGUGUCCAACUGCUCAGCCUUCAUGAAAGUGACAGAGGUUCGCUGUCCAUUGGGUCCCAGUGAUGUCCAUAUUUCCUUCCUGCCCUUGGCUCAUAUGUUUGAGAGAGUAGUACAGGGAGUCAUGAUAGUGCAAGGAGCCAGUAUUGGCUUUUUCCAGGGCGAUAUCCGUUUGCUGUCAGAUGACCUGAACACACUGAAACCUACCGUGUUCCCUGUGGUUCCCCGACUCCUCAACAGGAUGUAUGAUAAGAUCUUUGGGCAGGCCAACACCACCCUGAAGCGUUGGCUGCUGGGAUUUGCUUACAGAAGGAAGGAGGCAGAGAUAAUGAGAGGUAUCGUGAGGAGAGACAGUAUCUGGGAUCAACUCAUAUUCAGCAAAGUUCAGGCCAGUCUUGGAGGCCGCGUGCGUCUCAUGUUAACAGGAGCUGCUCCCAUCUCUCCUGCUGUCCUCACCUUCCUCAGGGCUGCCGUUGGCUGUCAGUUCUAUGAAGGCUAUGGACAAACAGAGUGUACUGCUGGAUGCACCAUCACCCUGCCCGGAGACAGUACUGCAGGUCACGUUGGCUCUCCUCUGCCCUGUAACUCCAUAAAACUAGUGGAUGUGGCUGAGAUGAACUACCUGGCGUCGAACGGGGAAGGAGAGGUGUGUGUGAAGGGUCCUAACGUGUUCAAGGGCUAUCUUAAGGACCCCGAGAAGACGGAGGAGACCAUCGAUGAAGAUGGUUGGCUUCACACUGGAGAUAUUGGAAAAUGGCUUCCUAACGGCACACUGAAGAUCGUGGACAGGAAGAAGCACAUCUUCAAGCUUGCACAGGGGGAGUACAUCGCUCCUGAAAAGAUCGAGAACAUCUACACGAGGAGUGAUGCAGUGGCACAGGUCUUUGUGCAUGGCGACAGUCUACAGGCUUGCCUGGUAGCGGUGGUGGUUCCUGACCCUGACUUCCUCUCUGGCUGGACCAAGAGGACCCUAAAACUGGAGGGCAGCUACCAGGAACUUUGUGACAGAGCGGAAGUCAAGACGGCCAUCUUGGAGGACUUGGUGCGACUCGGAAAGGAAGGAGGCCUCAAGUCCUUUGAGCAGGUGAAGACCAUCUGCAUCCACAGCGAGCUGUUCUCAAUCGAGAACGGCCUGCUCACUCCAACACUGAAGGCAAAGAGGAACGAACUGCGACAAUACUUCAGAUCCCAGAUCGAUGAGCUGUACGCAGGGAUCAAAAUGUAGAACGAGAGGAGAGCGACCAGAGAAGAAAGGAGAGCAUGCACAUGAGAUCUACCUGAGAUUGAGGGAAAGGGAAGAUAAAGCACAAGAAGGGAAAAAGUGAAGAGCUCCUUAAGGACCCAAAGGAUUAUCAGGAACAGUAACACGAGAAUGGACAGGAAUGGGGGAUGAUGUAGCUUUUAAUGAAGUUCUGAAGUUGAUUUUUGAGCAUUUAGAACAAAACCAAUGGACCAUCAGAUCUGUGGCAUCUGAGUCCAGGCUAGAUUUUAUGCCUUAAAGAAGUGCGUCUAUUGAUGAAUAAGUUUUCUCUUUUCUGCGUACAGUACAAAUUCUGUUAUAAAGAGUUAAUUCUAAUCAUUUGGAAAUAAUAUCUCCAAGAAGGGCUUUCAAAAGGGAAUGUCAAAGUGCAGUUUGUAGCAUCAUAUUUCUCAGGACUAAUGUGUCAGGUAUCUCUUAAAGUCCAUCUACACACACACACACACACACACACACACACCUUUUAACCUAACAGGCGAUGAGAGAAGAGUGGACCACCAAUAGGGCUUCACUGAGGGAUCAAUUUGGAUUAGCAGCCAUAUUGAUGAACUGAUCCAAACUCUAACAUUUCAGUGUCUGAUGAGAUUUUAUUGCUAUUACUAUUUCAUGAUUUUAUUUCACUGUGUUUUAUGAAUUUGUUCUUAGGAAGUAGAAAAAUCAACAAUUGUAAUCAGGAGUGUUGCUGAAUCCUUAAAUCAUUCAAUGAAUAAGCUUUGAUUUAUUCAGGACUCUGGGAACAAGCAAAAUGAGCCAUAGUGGGGACGGUCUAAAUGAAGCUAUCUAUACACGGGUCAUUCAGGUACCAAGGAACAUUCAGGAAAUAUGGAUACUGUCAGUGUUUUAAUUUAUUUAUGAUGUUAACAUGAAGGGAAGACAUUUUUUUUGUGAAGGAAUCAAAAAUUUAAAGUUAUUAGAUAAUAGAAGA